UUUCUGGAUCCCCGCUUUCCCAACAGGAUUUACCAGGAGGGCUCCGAGGCCAGCGCCGCCGUGGUGGCUGUCGAAACCCACACCAUCCACAAGCUAGAGGGAGGGAUCGACCCCAACACCAUCGAAGCGAACGAGGAGAUUGAGAUCGCCUACCCCAUCACCUGCGGGGAGAGCAAAGCCAUCCUGCUCUGGAAGAAGUUUGUCUGUCCAGGGAUUAAUGUCAAGUGUGUGAAGUUCAAUGACCAACUGAUCAGCCCAAAGCAUUUUGUUCACCUGGCUGGGAAGUCCACCCUGAAGGACUGGAAGAGAGCCAUCCGCCUUGGAGGAAUCAUGCUGAGGAAGAUGAUGGACUCGGGGCAGAUUGACUUCUACCAGCACGACAAAGUGUGCACCAACACUUGUCGAAGCACCAAGUUCGAUCUCCUGAUCAGCAGCGCCAGAGCGCCGGUGCCAGGGCAGCAGAGCGUGGUGCAGACCCCUACAUCAGCUGAUGGGAGCAUCACCCAGAUUGCGCUGUCGGAGGAGAGCAUGGAGGAGGGCAUCGAGUGGAACUCGGCUCUGACGGCUGCUGUCACCAUGGCCACUGAGGAAGGCAUGAAAAAGGACACAGAUGAGAUCUCGGAGGACACACUGAUGUUCUGGAAAGGAAUAGCUGAUGUGGGGCUGAUGGAAGAGGUUGUGUGCAACAUCCAGAAGGAGAUAGAAGAAGUCCUAAGAGGCGUCCAGCAGAGGUUGGGUCAGUCUCCCUUCCAGAUGACAGAUGCUGCAGUCUUGAACAAUGUUGCCCACACGUUUGGCCUGAUGGACACGGUCAAGAAGGUUCUGGACAACAGAAAAAACCAGACAGAGCAAGGAGAGGAGCAGUUUCUUUACACUCUGGCAGACCUGGAGCGGCAGCUGGAAGAGCAGAAGAAACUGGCCAAGGACCAGAAGGCGAAGUCCCAAACCAUCCAGAACGUGGUGCUGAUGCCCGUCAGCGCUCCCAAGCCCCCCAAGACCGUCAUCUCGCCCAUCGCUAUCGCACCCGUCGGGCAGCAGUUCUCCGUUGGGAACAUCCCGGUGGCAACCAUCAGCCAAGGCUCCAGCCCGGUGACUGUUCACACCCUGCCUUCUGGCUCCCAGCUCUUCCGCUACGCCACCGUGGUGUCCUCCUCCAAGACCAGCUCCUCCGACACCGUCACCCUCCACCCGUCCUCCAGCCUGGCGCUGCUGAGCUCGGCGGCCAUGCAGGACAGUGGUGCCCUGGCCAACGUGGCCACAGUGGUCAACCCUGUGGAGCUGGUGGCCAUGGAGUCUGGCCUCACCUCCACCAUCCAAGCCGUGGAGGGCACCUCGGAGGAUGGGCAGACCAUCAUAGAGAUCGACCCGGCGCCAGAUCCCGAAGCAGAUACAGAAGAGGCGGAGGGGAAAGCCGUGAUCCUGGAGACAGAGCUGAGGACUGAGGAGAAAGUGGUGGGAGAUGUGGAGGACCAUCAGCACCAGGUCCAUAACGUGGAGAUUGUGGUCUUGGAGGACUAA
Molecule: messenger RNA, 1518 nt
Organism: Nestor notabilis (Kea)
Lineage: Eukaryota; Metazoa; Chordata; Aves; Psittaciformes; Psittacidae
Gene: GMEB1
Product: glucocorticoid modulatory element binding protein 1
Exons: 9
Biological process (GO): positive regulation of transcription by RNA polymerase II
Cellular component (GO): nucleus
Molecular function (GO): RNA polymerase II cis-regulatory region sequence-specific DNA binding; DNA-binding transcription activator activity, RNA polymerase II-specific
Source: RefSeq, a predicted model, not a curated record